GGUAGCGGGCGGAGGCUGCGCAGGCGCAGUGCUACCAACUGCACGGUCACGAGAUCGUCGCUUCCUUAUCAUCAGCUGAUACCGGAUGAGACUCACUCGCCGAUAGAUCGGUCAAUUGCUGCGGGUUUUAUUUUACCACCCAACUAAGUUAAAUUUUAGAACGAAACGGGCACAUAAAGGGGCAGCAGGAUGGGGGCGAUGUUCCGAAGUGAGGAGAUGGCCUUGUGCCAGCUCUUCAUCCAGCCAGAGGCGGCAUACACCUCCGUAUCGGAGCUGGGCGAAGCCGGCACCGUGCAGUUUCGAGACUUGAAUCCGGAAGUGAACGCGUUCCAGCGUAAAUUCGUCAAUGAGGUCCGCCGCUGUGACGAGAUGGAGCGCAAGCUUCGGUACAUCGAGGCCGAGGUGCACAAAGAUGGCGUCCAUGUGCCACAAGUUAAAGAGCCGCCUCGCGCUCCCAACCCGAGGGAAAUCAUUGAUCUUGAGGCUCACUUGGAAAAGACAGAAAACGAAAUCCUUGAGCUUUCCCAUAACGCCGUGAACCUGAAACAGAACUACUUGGAGCUCACGGAGCUUCGUCACGUCCUUGAGAAGACAGAGUCUUUCUUCAGCGCGCAAGAAGAGUUCGGCAUGGAUUCCCUAACCAAAUCGCUGAUAUCAGACGAGACUGGCCAGCAAGCCGCUAACCGGGGUAGACUAGGCUUCGUAGCCGGCGUGGUCCAGCGGGAACGAGUGCCGGCCUUCGAGCGGAUGCUCUGGCGCAUUUCCCGCGGGAACGUGUUUCUGCGACGCGCUGAACUGGAUAAGCCUUUAGAGGAUCCUAUCAAUGGUAACGAGAUCUACAAGACCGUAUUCGUAGCGUUCUUCCAAGGCGAACAACUAAAAUCCCGUAUCAAGAAAGUGUGCACUGGAUUCCACGCCUCCCUAUACCCGUGCCCGCCUUCCAACGCCGAGCGACAGGACAUGGUCAAAGGAGUGCGCACUAGGCUCGAAGACCUUAAUAUGGUGUUGAACCAAACCCGGGACCACAGACAGCGAGUCCUGGCCAGCGUUGCCAAGGAACUGGCCAGCUGGUCUAUCAUGGUGCGCAAGAUGAAGGCCAUAUACCACACUCUUAACCUGUUCAAUAUGGACGUCACUAAAAAAUGUCUGAUCGGGGAAUGUUGGGUUCCUACCGCUGAUCUGCCUAACGUGCAGAAGGCGUUGGCUGAUGGAUCGAACGCAUGCGGCAGUUCAAUCCCCUCGUUCCUGAACUGCAUCGCCACGGACGAGGAGCCGCCGACCUUCAACCGCACCAACCGGUUCACGCGCGGCUUCCAGAACCUCAUCGACGCGUACGGAGUCGCCUCCUACCGGGAGGCUAACCCUGCCCUGUACACCAUCAUCACUUUCCCAUUCCUGUUCGCGGUGAUGUUCGGAGACUUGGGUCACGGCGCCAUCAUGGCCCUAUUCGGCGCUUGGAUGGUCUGCAAAGAAGUCUCCCUUGCUGCCAAAAAAUCUAACAACGAAAUCUGGAAUAUUUUCUUCGCCGGACGCUACAUCAUUCUUCUUAUGGGCUGUUUCUCUAUGUACACCGGAAUCAUGUAUAACGAUAUAUUCUCGAAAUCUAUGAACAUAUUUGGGUCUUCCUGGACAGUCCCGUAUGACAACGAGACAUUGGAACAUAACACCGCUCUGACGCUAGACCCUAAAGAUGCAUAUUUGGGCGAGCCUUACUUCAUUGGUGUUGACCCUAUUUGGCAGACGGCCGACAACAAGAUCAUCUUCUUGAACUCGUACAAAAUGAAACUGUCCAUCAUUUUCGGCGUGGUGCACAUGAUUUUCGGUGUCUGCAUGAGUGUAGUUAACUUCAACUUCUUCCGCCGCCGCUACUCAAUCUUCUUGGAAUUCCUUCCGCAAGUGGUGUUCCUGUGCCUUCUCUUCGCGUACAUGGUGUUCAUGAUGUUCUACAAGUGGGUUGUCUACAGCACAACCAAUACUGACCAAGCAUACACACAAGGCUGUGCGCCCUCCGUCCUGAUUCUCUUCAUCAACAUGAUGUUAUUCUCGAGCACUGAACCCGAGCCCGGCUGCAAAGAGUUCAUGUUCGAAGGCCAAGGGUCACUGCAACGCAUCUUUGUACUGAUAGCUCUGUGCUGCAUCCCCGUAAUGUUGCUGGGCAAACCACUGUACCUGAUGAUGGCUAGCAAGAAGAAGCAUAAGGAGGAGGAAAAGCCGGAACGAUCCAACGGCAGCGUGAACCAAGGCAUCGAGAUGCAAGAACAGACGGAAAUCGACGGGCAACCAGGCCAACCGCAACCCAAGUCCGAGGCCAAAGCGUCCAGUUCACACGAAGAGGAGCCCUUCUCCGAAGUGAUGAUCCACCAAGCCAUACACACGAUAGAAUACGUGCUCAGUACAAUCUCUCACACUGCCUCGUACCUCCGACUGUGGGCGCUGUCGCUUGCCCACGCUGAACUGUCGGAGGUGCUCUGGAACAUGGUGCUGACCUUCGGGCUGAAGGACGAGGGCUACGUGGGCGGCGUGAAGCUGUACGUGGCGUUCCUGUUCUGGUCGCUGUUCACGCUGGCCAUCCUCGUCAUGAUGGAGGGGCUCUCCGCCUUCCUCCACACGCUGCGAUUGCAUUGGGUGGAGUUCAUGAGCAAAUUCUACGCGGGUCUGGGCUACAUUUUCCAGCCGUUCUGCUUCAAGACGAUCCUCGAACAAGAAGAGGGAGGAGAUUAAGAAGUAUUAUCUUCCACGUAGAUUAGAGAAAGGGAAACGCAGUCACAAAUUAAAACAUAGUGCAUAUUGAA
This is a messenger RNA of Amyelois transitella, 2792 nucleotides long. RefSeq names its product V-type proton ATPase 116 kDa subunit a 1 (gene Vha100-2). The record is from RefSeq and is a predicted model, not a curated record. Lineage: Eukaryota; Metazoa; Arthropoda; Insecta; Lepidoptera; Pyralidae. The transcript has 15 exons. Gene Ontology annotation, molecular function: proton-transporting ATPase activity, rotational mechanism; ATPase binding. Gene Ontology annotation, biological process: proton transmembrane transport; vacuolar acidification. The coding region runs from base 190 to 2721 and encodes 843 amino acids. Gene Ontology annotation, cellular component: vacuolar proton-transporting V-type ATPase, V0 domain; vacuolar proton-transporting V-type ATPase complex; plasma membrane.